This is a messenger RNA of Peniophora sp. CBMAI 1063, 1089 nucleotides long. The record is from the annotation of a GenBank genome assembly. Lineage: Eukaryota; Fungi; Basidiomycota; Agaricomycetes; Russulales; Peniophoraceae.
AUGACCGCCACCGCUACUCCUCCGAAUGCUCAGUUUGACGAAGAAGAGACUGACGACGAGCUCUUCUCGCGACUCUUUCCUUUGGAGCUUGCCUGGCGCGACCGACAAGUCUUCCUCCAAUCUCGCGGGUACAUGUUGCGCCCUCGUCUCCGGCCAGGCUGGGUCCCGUCUUGGAGAACUACCGGCAAGUCUAUCUUCAACUCCGAAGAUAGUUUUGCCCUUCCGGAGCGUCAACAUCUAGUGGACGCGACUCGGAUCGACGACGGCAAGCUCGUGUACAUCAAACGCGUCAAGACUAGAGACCAGGAGUCGACCAUCCUCAUGCUCCUGAACGCUCCUGAAUUGCGAGAUGAUCCUCGGAAUCAUGCCGUCCCCAUCCUGGACCACUUUCAAGACGACGUGGACCCGUCGAUAUCGUACAUCGUCAUGCCAUUCCUCCGCCCUCUCGACAGGCCUCCCCCGGAGAGAGUGAGCGACUGUAUUGACUUCGUGACACAGUACUUGGAGGGCUUGGUGUUCCAGCACGAGAAGGGGGUCGCGCAUCGUGACUGCUCUGCUAAGAACCUCUUGGUGGACGCUUCCUCCCUCUACCCCAACGGCCACCAUCCGACGAAACUCGACUUCUCGCCCGAUUACAGCAAAGUUGUACGCCCGCUACCACGCUCAAAGCACAAAGUGCAUUACUACUACGUCGACUUCGGUAUAUCAUCGCACAUUCCGCCUGGAUCAGCGUCUGCGCUAGUCACGGGCAUCUUCGGCCGAAACCAGAAAGUGCCGGAGUUGUCGGAUACUGUACCCUAUGAUCCGUACAAGGUGGACGUCUUCAGUAUGGGACAGGUGUUCGAACAGGCGUUCGUCAAGACGUACUCGAACGUCAAGUUUCUGAAGCCGCUGAUACAAUACAUGACCGCGCGCGACCCCACUGCUCGGCCAACCGCCGCGGAGGCUCUUGCUCAGUGGACUGCAUUACCGAAACCGGGCCGUUAUGGGUGCGCUUUGAGGCUGAGAGGACGAGACGAGCUUGCGCCAGUCAGCGCAAUCAUCGGUCUCUUCGAUCGGAUCGGGGCUUUCCCUGCGCUAUUCACUUAA